GCGCGAAUGGGUGAAAGGCAUCACUGGAAGCUGCAGCGAACAGCCAGAACGCUGCAUACUGCAUUCCACCCUUGCUGAAUCCAUUCACAGCUGAGGACAGACUGCUAGAUCGGCAUUGUAUUCCCUUUGUCACAAGAUUGCCGAUCCGGACUCUGCGAAGAUGCCGACGGAACUCGAAGAGUUGGUCGGUUUUGUCGCCCAUCCGAAUCCUCAAAUCCGCCAAGUUGCUGUUGAGCACUUGGUACCUUAUUCCACAGCCGAUGUAGCCGUCUUUAAGAGCGAACAGCUCACUCCGAUAAAGAAUCUCAAGAUUCUGAUCCGAGAUCAUCCAAAAAUCGCAGUCCACGCCAUCCAUAUUCUCGUCAACCUCUCCGCAGACGAAGAAAUUCUCAAGAACCUGGCUUCAGACCAAAAGUUCACAGAGACAGUAUUUGCGCGCAUCGUGAGCCCGUCAGAAGAGAAUGCGAAUCUUUUGGCAAUGCUUCUGGCGAAUCUCGCCAAGUCAGAUGCGCUCAAGGACAUAUUGUCUCGGAAACAGAGCGCGCCUGAGCCGCUGGGGUCCGACGAUCAGAUCAUAAACCAGCUUAUGGACCUCUUCGUCAAGGGUGUGGACGGCUCAUACAAUAAGCAUGCCAACUACGACUACCUCGCCUACCUGUUCGCAGACCUGGCCAAGCACGACGACGUGCGCAAGUAUUUUGUCGAGAAGCAGCCAUAUGAUGGCGUGGUUCCCCUGUCCAAGCUGCGAGUCUUUACGGAGCACAAGUCGGACGUGAGGAGGCGGGGUGUGGCUAGCACGAUCAAGAACGUGGCCUUCGACGUGCCAUCGCACCCGACUCUGCUGUCCCAGGACGAGGUCAAUAUCCUCUCUUACGUACUGCUGCCCAUCAUGGGCAACGAGGACUACGACGAGGACGAGAUGCUGGAGAUGCUCCCAGACCUGCAGCUGCUGCCGCCGGACAAGAAGAGGGAGGCAGACCACAACAUCAUACAGACACACGUCGAGACGCUGACGCUACUCACGACCACGAGGGAGGGGAGAGAGUUUAUGCGUGAGGUUAAGGUCUACCCCAUAAUCCGAGAGACGCACAUGCGCGUGGAGCAUGAUGGGGCGAAGGAUGCCUGCGAGCGGUUGGUGCAGGUGCUAGCGAGGGACGAGGCAGAGGAGGUGGAGGAGGUGGAUGACGAUGAGAGGAUCGUGGAGAUUGAGUAACCUGUGUGCAUAUGUGUGUCCGCAUACAUAAGAUGAGCUCGUUGACCUGG
Molecule: messenger RNA, 1263 nt
Organism: Gaeumannomyces tritici R3-111a-1
Lineage: Eukaryota; Fungi; Ascomycota; Sordariomycetes; Magnaporthales; Magnaporthaceae
Exons: 4
Coding region: 161-1213 (350 amino acids)
Source: RefSeq, a predicted model, not a curated record